AUGGAAUAUAUCUUAGGUGGUUAAAAAGAUCUCAAGUGAGACACUGAGAUGAGUGAAGAGGCCGAGGGGGCUGCAGGUCACAGGAGACCAGAGUCUGCACUACACAGCUGUGUAACCAUGGAGACUGAUGAUAAUACUGUUAGCAUGAACAAAGCAUCAACACGGACCAGUGCAGGACCACAGACACAUAGACCUCCAUCUCCAGUGCCCAGCAGUGUGUCCAUGAAGAGUGAUCAGUCCAUGCCUAUUCCUCCUGUAUUCAGCAGUGAACAUGUCCCAUCAGGACUAAAUGAGCUCAGUACUGAUCUGACUCAGGAUCAGUCCAGGUGUGGAGUGUGUGAGCAGGUACUGAGGGACCCAGUCAUCACCACCUGUGGACACAGUUUCUGCAGGCAGUGCAUCAGCAGCUACUGGGAGCAGCCUGGACUACCAGGAGACCAAACCUGUCCCCAGUGUGGGAAGACAUGCAGAACCCAACCUCCUCUACAGCCUCCUCUAGAUGAACACACAGAUAUGAGCACACAGGGUGAACACACAGGCCUGAUCAACAGCAGAAGACACCUGCACACUGAACAUACACCAGGCAGAAAGAAGGAACUAGGUGAGUAGACAUUUUGGCUUUUUAGACAUUUUAUUGAUUGUAUCUGUUUUUCUGAGAAUUAAUGUUAAUAAACAGAGUAAUUACAUUUAUUGUAAAAUAUUAAUGAUUACAGUCCUGUUUUACAGUGAGUUAAUACUCAUGAAUAGUUUCAGUAUUUUUGUUUAAAUAAAUUUUCAGAGAGAGACACAAAUAGAUAAAACAUGUUGAUGUAUCAAGUUGGAAUACCUGUUGGUGUAUUGGGUACUUUUAGGACUCAUAUUAAAUUGAACAUUCACCCUCCAUUUUCUCACUGAAAUGUAACAUUAUGAAAUUGCUGCUUGGAAUGUUCGUAUGAGACAUUUCAAUGCAAAAUGGGUGACAUUACUAACUGUAAAGUGUAUGGCAAGCCGAUUGAGCAUUUAUUCUGAUGUCUUGAUAUCAGGCAUAAUUGUCAUGUACA
Molecule: messenger RNA, 1040 nt
Organism: Alosa alosa (allis shad)
Lineage: Eukaryota; Metazoa; Chordata; Actinopteri; Clupeiformes; Clupeidae
Product: E3 ubiquitin-protein ligase TRAF7-like
Exons: 4
Coding region: 49-609 (186 amino acids)
Source: RefSeq, a predicted model, not a curated record